Molecule: messenger RNA, 7671 nt
Organism: Caenorhabditis briggsae
Lineage: Eukaryota; Metazoa; Nematoda; Chromadorea; Rhabditida; Rhabditidae
Gene: Cbr-atl-1
Product: Protein CBR-ATL-1
Exons: 15
Coding region: 1-7671 (2556 amino acids)
Biological process (GO): DNA damage checkpoint signaling; protein phosphorylation; telomere maintenance
Cellular component (GO): nucleus
Molecular function (GO): protein serine/threonine kinase activity; protein binding
Source: RefSeq, a predicted model, not a curated record
AUGAAAAUCAAUAAUAAACUGCAAGAUUUGAUAGGAAGAGCGAGGAAAUGUGUGUCAAAUGAAAAGCCGAGAGAAACAAUUCAAGACUUUCUGAAAUGUGUCGAUUCACUCAUAAACGAGACAUUUUUAUCCUCCGACGAUCAUCGUUUAGAUGAAGAUGCGUUUAUUGAGAAAUUAACGUUUCUGGAGUACAUAACAUACUCGUUGAGUUUGGUGACAGAGAAACAUCGACUGACACCAGAAGAAACCUUUGAUUUGUUCCGAUCAGUUGUUACAGCGAUAUGCGUCAAUAAGGAUCAAGAGCUGGCUCGAAGUUUUGAUGACAUCCUGACUAUAUUGCUGUCAGCGUCUACCAAGUUACAUGAAGAAGAAUACGAGACAAUGUUAACGAAUUUGCUAGAAGUAGUCAAAUAUUGUGACCCAGAACCAUCAUGCUCGACAUCGCUUCCCAGACUCAUCACGGCAAAAUCGGUUGCGAGAAUCGAAACGAACUCUGACGGAUUCUUCAAACUUCAUUUGAGUCAGAAUAUUUUUGCUUCAGUGUUCGGAGAAGAAUCUCAAAACUUCACCUACUCAGACGUGUUUCUCGAUUUUUGGCCACACUGUUUAUCUCGUUUGAAAGUGAGGAGGACUCCGGAAGAAGUGUGGAUAAUGGAGAAUUGCCUCCGAUCUGCUCUCGUGAUGCUGAAAAUGAAAAGAAAACGGAGUUCAGUUCUCGAACAGGCGCACUUCAUCAACGAAUUGUUUUCAACGUUCAAUGCGAUUCAUGUGUUCAAAAAUGAAGUGGAAGAGGGGCUUACAGCCAUUUUUGAGGAAAUUCAAAACUUUUUUCAACAAAAUGAUCAGAAGAUUUUGGUACAUAAAGAUCUUCGAGCGAUGUCGUUGGAAUGGUUAAAUGUCUACAUCAAUUUUGUAGAAGAAACAUUUGACGACUUCGGACUUCUUGAUUAUUUUUCAUUUUUUUUGGUUGAUCUAACAGCACACCAAGACCUUCAUGAGAUCCCAUUGAAGAUCUGUGGAGCACCUAUAGAGUUGUGCAUUGUCCGAAUCCAACGAGCAGUACAAACAUCGAACAUCGAAUGUCUCCAGUGUUAUCUGGACAUUGUGGCAUCACUAUUCAAGCUAGCGAAGAUUCAAAAAAACGACAGUUUCCAAUGGUUCGUCGUGGAAAUUCAGAAGCACAAUUCAAUCGAUAAUCCUCAUUGGCCAAGUCUUCUACGAUGUCUUCUAAGUGUACAGCAUCCGAUUUGUCAGUCCUUUUGCAAGCAAUUCGUUCCACCAGUGGACACUUUAUGGAUGAAAUUGAAAAAUGGAGGAGAAUCUUCUCGAAACACUGUGAACCUACUUGCAACUAUUCUGGGAUCUUGCACAUUUCUGGGGAAUAGCGAUGAAAGAGUGAAACAGAUUAUUCCAUUACUCCUCAUUCCUUGCUUACGAGAUUUUCGAGAUCGAGUCGGAACCAAAUGGGAUGCUUUUCGAAUAAUUGUAGGACAGAGAAACGGAUUGCCAGAAUCUCUAAUCGAUCUCCAAAGAUUCGCUUCAGUCCUCGAAGCAAAUAAUUCAGAGUCGGCUAAAUUGGCAGCUGUUCAAUGUGCUCUGCAAAUCGAGAAAAAGACUGGAAAAUACAUCAAUUUAGUCGCUGAAAUGGCUCUCGCAGUUUUCUCAAAAUCUCAAUCCGACAAAAUUGCUCAAUGUCUGCCUGCCCUUUUUCACUUUCUCGGAGACAAUCAACAGUUCGUCAGCGAAUUUAUAACUGUUUUGGUAGAAAAACUGUCGGAGAAGUACACCGUGUACAACCAGGAAACACUAUCAGAAAUUUUUACGGCACUCCAGAAGCUCAUUUGCAUGACAUCAAAUGGAAAAAAUCCAUGUCGGAAGUGCAUUCAACAACGAUUUGUUGAGCCGGAUAGCAAGGAAAAUGCGAAAAUUGAUGAAAAACAGUUGGCCGUUUUGAUAAGUGGGAUGAUAAGCAACAAAAACCAUUAUUCUGAUAAUAUAAUCAAGGAUCUUCUACAAACCUGUCGAGUUAUUUUAUUGCAUGUGGAUUCAAAGAAGUUGAUUCCUGCAUUCAAUCCAGUAAUCAAAGCAAUUGACCUUGCUUUCUCUGUGAAUGCUGACACCUAUUUCCGUAUCUGGGAGCUCGUCCAUUGGAAGAGCACACUAACGAACGAGAGAAAGCAACAUAUAUAUGUCAAACUGUUCAUGCAAGGAUUUUUGAAUCCAGCAAACGUGUCACUGAACAAACUAAAUGACUUCCUGGAUAAUGUUUCAAAAGCGAAACUUUCGAAAGACUUGAAGGCUACCGUAUGUGCUGCUCUCUUCUCUCAUGCGGUUUUUGUGAACAACGAAUAUGACUGGAACUUGGUGUCUAACCGCAUUCAUCAAUUUGCUUUCAAAAUUGUCAGAAACUUGUCGGAUACAUCGGAAGAAGAACUACUUCAAGCUAUGUUCAAACGAUACUCCACGAUUUUUAUUCGAUCGUUCCUUCAACGACUUUUUCAUGAAGCAGCUGAGAAGAAUUUCGAAGAAAUCAAAAUUCGAGAGACUACGAGACUAUUCGUGUCUCAAAUAAUCAUCAUCUUCAAAUUCCCGAAUGCGAUGUCUGUCAUCAGUGAUAUUCGAUCAAGUCUUCUCUACAGGUCACUGAUGUUCGGAACACGUGGAACCAAUCCGAAAUCAGUCUGCUCAGUGAUAGAUUUGAUUAAUCAAGAAUUGAGUAUUGUAAAUCCAUCUCCAUCGUGUACUCCGAGGAAUCAAACUGAUAUGCGGGUUGUGAUGGAGCAGCAGAAGACACUGAUCACUGAGUUUUUCCCCAAAAUCGUUCAGCUUUGGACGCUUGAAGAGUUCGAGAAAAAGGAUCUACUAUGGAAAUUCUGCGCUGAUCACUGCAACUUCAAAGAAGACGACCUGAAAGUCGUGACAAGUUCAUUCAGAAAGAAGAUAUUUGAGAAUCUCCUUCUGACUUCACCGCAACAAUUCUGUAAUAGAGAGAGAUCAUUGAUCACUAUCCAACUCCAAAAAAUCUAUGAGAGUAUGAAAAAAGGGGAGAAAUUCAUGAUUUCCACUGCAAUGGAUACUCGAAACGAAGGAAUCGAAUUUAUCUUCGCAUUCCGUUCCUAUUUCACCAACGAUGAUCAUUUUUUGUUAAGAGAGACAGCAGCAAAAAGUUUCGGAACCGUUCUUCAGAAUCUCAAAUCAGAUUUCUUCCAUGCGAAUUGGUGGGCAAUUCUGAUGACGUUACGCCAAAGUCCGCUUCAUCUAGCAGCCACCAGACAAUCAUGGGUCAUUUUCAUCGAGGAAAUCAAUUUGGAAACUCUUUUAUCACACAUCUGGAGGAUCUUAGCAUAUGUAUCGAGAGUUUCCAGCAAUGAAGACAUCAUAGAGCAUUUGUGGAACCGUCUAGGUAGUGUCAGAGAAGACAUGACCAAACUUUUCUGGAUUAUACCAGUUGAGGUGGAAAAGAAUUUCCUGAAUAUGUCCAUAGCAACAUCUAGACGAAUUGAAGAUGUUUUCGACUUCAUUAAAAUGUUUCCCAGAUAUCCUUCUCUUCAAUUUAUCGACAAUCUUUCUAGUAAAAUUGAUCGAGGAACUGUUUGCAAGAAUGAUCUUCCGAAACUGCUAUGUGCUCUCGCUGGUAUUCUUCCGAUGUGUCAAACGACUAAACAACGGAAUCAACUCAUUUCUAUACUUCAAAAGACUCCAAUCACAUAUUCGGAACUGGCCGAUCAUGAUUUUAUCCGAUGGGAUCCCAGUUUCAAGCUCUUUUCUGAACCAAGACAACUGACCCAAGCAGUUCUGGAAGAGUGUGCUGAAGUGGUUAUGAAUAUGUCAGAAACUUCGAAAAUCGAUUACGCGGAUCGUACGAUGUGUGAAAUCUAUCGGUUCUUCAAUCAAAAUACUGCCUCGGAAGAAAUGAAGCUGGAAAUAGAUGGAAUCGUGAAUAUGUACUCCAAGAUGAGCUCUCACAAACCAGAGCCAGUGAUGAUUGAGCAGAAAACAAUAGAUGAGUUGAGCAGUAACAAUGAAUCGAAAACUGAGUCUUUCGCUCGAUGGCUUACUGUUCUGAUUCUCAAGUGCGCUGAGAUGGCCGAAGAUGCACCGUUAGCUAGUCUGAUUUCUAUCUCACAUAUUGACGACACCAAUUUCCUAUCGAAAAUUGCAAUGCGAUUUAUUCUUACUGUCUUGCAAAUGGAGCGAGAUUCAGUAGCACAAUGGGUAAGAAUAUAUAUACACAAUAGAAUAUAUAGCAAGACUGAUCAUUCGAGACGAAUUUUUCAGAUUCUGACAACUUUCGAAGAUGCACUGAUGAAUGCAACUCAACGAAAACUCACCAAAUCCGACCGAGGACCUGCUUCAUUCAUUUUCUACGUCUUUGAUUUUUUGUACAUCUACAACAAUUCUGAAGAAGUUCUUCGUCAGAAAGAGAUGCGCGAAAAAGUGAUAACAUUCUGGAAAAGUAUGAUUUCAUGGACGACGAAAGAUGAUCAUGGACAUAAUCAACCAUUGAUUGUGAGAGUAGCGGAAUCAUUCGGAAUGGAGAAACGAUGCAUUCUCUGGCUGGAAAUGUUCAUGGACUUGAAAAAGAUAGAUCUCAAAAAGAAGGCAGCCGAAAGUCAAGAGUGUGCAACCAUCGAGAAUCGAGCAGCGGGAGUCGAAAGUGCUUACUAUUUCACUCUGAUGAAUUUAUAUGCGAGAAUCCAUGAGUUGAAUGGAGUAAGAGGAGCGUAUGCGAUGUUGAGCAAGACACAAAUCGACCAUGUUUACGGAAAAAUUUGUAUACGAGAAGCGUUUGGCGAGCUACAUUCGGCCGCAUCGUUUGCUGAAAUGACUGGAAAAGGAAGACGUUUCAAUGCAGAAGAAAUGAUACGGAAACUGAUUGAAGAACAGAAUUCGUUGGAGUAUUGUCCAAUCGAAAAGAAAGAACAAGACGAAUACGUAAAGUCUUUGAAGACGUUAACACAAUGGGUUUCCAUUGAUGAUGAUAUUGGUCCAUCGCCACAUGUGUUCUCCCGAACUAUCGAAAAUCGGUCCACAGAAUCUGUGAUUCUCUCGAUGAUCCGAAAUGAAGAACGAGAAGAAGUAAUUGAUGAAGCGAUUCAGAACGCUAAAUCGAAAAUUGUGGAUCGACUAUCCGAAUGUGCCCUUGGUGGAUUAUGCAGUUAUGAAACGUCGGUUCCAUUCGUAACUGAACUUCAGAAGCUAGACGAGAUUGUUGAACUGAAAAACGCGCGGAAAGAAGACUUGAUUGGGUUCGAUUCAGAAUUUUGGAAAAAUUUGAACAGGAGAACGAACGAUGGAGAACAGUCUAUUAGUGUACUGGAACCGAUUCUACGAGUUCGAAGAUCAUUGUUGGAUAUUCGAAUGCAAUCGAUGGGUGACAAAGAAAAAGACAAUGUCCGCUCGAGAAUUGUAGAUUCUCAUCUUCAAAGUGCUCGACUCGCUCGACUCGCUGGAUGUCUAGAACGCGCGCAACUCUCAAUCAUUAAUGCGAAAAAAGUGUUACCAUUUGAGAAUAAAAUCGUUUUGGAAGAAGCAAAACUUCGACUUCAAACCUCGGAUGAGCUCAACGGAAUGAGCUUAUUGGACAGUAUAAUCGCAAAGAAUUUUGGAGAAAUUCAGGCAACAUACAGUCACACUCAACAGUCGGUUAAUCUCGAUGUUCAAAAAUCAGCAAAGCUCAGGAUUGAAUUGUUCCCAGUGGAGACGAAAAAUCUGUUCUCGUCAGUUCAAAUGCUCCGUAUCUCGCAUAUGAUCAAAUCUGGUAAUACAGUUGGGUUCGAGAAACUUUUCGACGAAACCAAGCAGCUUAUCGAGCUGUUCGCUCGUUCUGGUGUCAUGUAUGAAGCUGUUUGGUUCAUGGAUUAUCUGUCCAAUUACAACGAACGCAGUAAGCCAAUUCUUGCAUUAUUGAAGGCCUAUCGAGAAGUUGCCAAGUACGAGAAGAACCAAGUUUUACAAGCGAGAGCUGUUGAGAGAAUGACGUCUUUGUGGUUGGCCAAUUCUCGAAAAAUUAAUGAUGCCAUCGCAACAACAAAAAUGCCAGACGGACAGAUUAAUGAGUUGAAGCAAACUAUCAAAUCAACGAAUCGUGAAAUGCAGCUAUCCCUAGAUAACAUCGGAUGGCGAGCAUUCUAUCCCGCAUACGCAGUACUCGCUCGACAUAUCGAUCAUAAGGAUGAUGAAGUUGCUCGAAUGAUUAAGCACAUAAUGAAACAGUUGAUUCUCCGAAUGCCACACCAAUGCAUGUGGCAAUCUGUGUACCUUCUUCGACAGAAUAUUGCUGAUAUCAAGGAUAAAUACAUGGAGGUGCUGGCUGAAGUGAAAAGAAAAUCACCAUGUUAUGUCACUAUCAUCGAUCAGUAUGAUUAUGCAUCUGGAAUAUUCAAUCUGAUUUCCACGAAAAUCGAUUCUAACGACUGCAAAUUGUCGGAGAAGGUUGAAGGUCUCAAAAUUCUAUUCCGUGAUAAGAAGUACGAUCCAAAGGAACUGGAAAUGAAUCGACGAUUAGAUGGAGAUUGCAAAGUUCUGAACGGAAUUAUGAUACCGAUUCGUUCUGUCAUUGAUGAAUCCGUCCAUGCGACGGAUAUCAGUGAUCUCAGUUUCGAGGAGUCUUGUCAUCUUCCAGAUAGAUAUCUAAUUCAUAAUUUUAGCGAACAAGUCAAGGUUCUUCACUCCAACACAAAACCAGUUCUCAUCGAGCUGACGACAAUGACCGGACGAAAAGUUCGACUGAUUUGUAAGAAGACGGACGAUCUCACAAAAGAUUAUCACUUCAAUAAAAUUGUCGAGAUGUGCAAUGAUCUUCUGAUGAAAGAUGAGCAAACCAAAAUCCAAAACAUGGCAGCUACCACAUUCUCAGUUAUCCCACUCGCGAAACAAGGAGGAAUCAUUGAAUUCAUUGAAGGCGUUACCCCGUAUUUUGACACACUGGAAAGUGUUAUGCAACUGAAAAACGAUUGGAGUGGGAAACUCAAAAAAUGGAAGGACGAAAUGAGUAAGCUCAAAUCAAAGGAAGCCAGAGCUGAAUACUUCCGAGACGUUGCCUGUAAACAGACACCAGUCGUCAUGGCCAAAUGGUUCCGUCUACAGUAUCCGGAGGCUGGAAAAUGGUUUGCUAGCAGAAAGACGUUUGCCAAAUCGACUGCUGUCAUGUCAAUUAUUGGAUACAUCUUUGGGCUUGGUGAUCGUCACACUAAGAAUCUGAUGAUCCAUUUGCAAACCGGAAAAUGCAUCCACGUGGAUUUCGACAUGAUAUUCAACAAGGGAGAAACGCUUGGAACUCCUGAACUUGUACCGUUCCGUUUGACCCAGAAUAUGAUCAAUGGAAUGGGUGAAGUGGCGUUGGAUGGAGAGUUCCGAGCGGUUUGCGAGCAGACAUUGCGAGUAUUCCGCGAAAAUUCAUACGAAAUUGAAAAGUAUAUUUCUGAUUUGCCCAACCUGGUCGCCGACUUUGCGAAUAACAAAUUGGCACCGAAAGACUUUGACAUGACAGAAGCGAAACGACUGGUCUCGGGACGCAUUCGUGGACAAAUCAUGACCGUCAAAUUGCAUAAAAGUCGAGCUAUAACAUAUCCAAUGCAAGUUUCACAACUUGCUUCCUCCCUCAUUGACCUGGCUACGAGCGAUGAGAAGCUGUGUGAAAUGUUCCCAGGAUGGAUGCCAACUCUUUGA